AUGGGCUGUUUCUCUCGUCUACUGUUCCUGCUCCUUCUGGUCACUCCCCUACUCGCGCUGCUUCAGUACCCCUCGCCCACGUUCGCCAACCUUCCGAAGACCGAGCAUGCGCCGGAAGGACACCGCAGCCGGCGUUGGGUUCUCGAGGUGAGCAGAGCUAACUAACUGAUAAUCAGUGAUUCCCUUACAGACCGCAGAGACUAUGAAUAAGGUCGUGGACUUCGACGAGGCUCAGAUGAUGAUCGAUGGAAAAGAGAAAGAAGAUGACGUCGCCCGCCCGUUGCGCGUCAAGAGAGACUGGUUCGCCACCAUGUCUCCGGAAGAGGUAGCUAACGUUUGAAACUAAACCACAAGAACCAUUCCAAGUUUCAGGUCCGCGAUGCCAGAACCCUUCUGGAGAUGUCAAUCAAGCGCCGACACCACUAA
Molecule: messenger RNA, 426 nt
Organism: Caenorhabditis sp. 36 PRJEB53466
Lineage: Eukaryota; Metazoa; Nematoda; Chromadorea; Rhabditida; Rhabditidae
Source: the annotation of a GenBank genome assembly